GGGGAGGGAUCCAGCCGGGCAGGGGGUGGAGUCUUAUUCCAGACUAGUUUCGUUUUCCGGGUGUCCCGCUUUCCGCUCCCAGCCCUGCGCAUCCCGCGGGUCCUCUGCGUCCGCGGCCGUGCCCUUUUCGCGGGCACAGCUCAGGCCUUCCCUGCCCCCGAGACAGCGGGGCGAGGCGGCCAGUGGACAGAGGCUGAUCGAGGCGCAGCUGAUGCCCCCGAGCUAAGACGCCAGCGUGGGGGUGGCGGGAACGAUGACCACGCUCACGCGACAGGACCUCAACUUUGGCCAAGUGGUGGCCGACGUGCUCUGCGAGUUCCUGGAGGUGGCCGUGCACCUAAUCCUCUAUGUGCGUGAGGUCUACCCGGUGGGCAUCUUCCAGAAGCGUAAGAAGUACAACGUGCCUGUCCAGAUGUCCUGCCACCCGGAGCUGAACCAGUACAUCCAGGACACGCUGCACUGCGUCAAGCCACUCCUGGAGAAGAAUGAUGUGGAGAAAGUGGUGGUGGUAAUUUUGGACAAGGAGCACCGCCCAGUGGAGAAAUUCGUCUUUGAAAUCACCCAGCCUCCGCUGCUGUCCAUCAGCUCAGACUCCCUGUUGUCUCAUGUGGAGCAGCUGCUCCGAGCCUUCAUCCUGAAGAUCAGUGUGUGUGAUGCUGUCCUGGACCACAACCCCCCAGGCUGUACCUUCACAGUCUUAGUGCACACAAGAGAAGCUGCCACUCGCAACAUGGAGAAGAUCCAGGUCAUCAAGGACUUCCCCUGGAUCCUGGCAGAUGAGCAGGACGUCCACAUGCAUGACCCCCGGCUGAUACCCCUAAAAACCAUGACAUCAGACAUUUUAAAGAUGCAGCUCUACGUGGAGGAGCGAGCUCAUAAAGGCAGCUGAGUGGCGCCUGCUGUCCACGGAUGCCGCGACUGAAGGACUCGGGGGCCCCAGCCUGGGGCGGCGCUGCAGGGCCACUGAUGCCAAGCGCUCUUAUUGCCUCUGUGUGUGGACCGCCCUCCUCCAGCCUGGGGCUGCUCAGGUCUGGUUGCCUUCACUGAGGGCUUCUGCAGAGGAGGGCAGGGAAGGGCGCUGGGACCACGAUGUCUCAGCCUCCUGGAUUCGGCCGGCCAACACUGUCUGUCUCCAAUA
This is a messenger RNA of Diceros bicornis minor, 1138 nucleotides long. RefSeq names its product mitotic arrest deficient 2 like 2 (gene MAD2L2). The record is from RefSeq and is a predicted model, not a curated record. The transcript has 9 exons. Lineage: Eukaryota; Metazoa; Chordata; Mammalia; Perissodactyla; Rhinocerotidae. The coding region runs from base 254 to 889 and encodes 211 amino acids. Gene Ontology annotation, cellular component: zeta DNA polymerase complex.